AUGGCAGAGAAGGGUAUGGAUCCUGCGUGUGUCUCCAUUGCCCUGGAGGACACGGUGUGCCAUGCCAGCCCCCCAGAUGCCCCGCUCCUCACCACCCAUUUGAAGAAGGUGGAGAACCACAUCACAGAGGCCCAGAGGUUUUCCCACCUCCCGAAGCGCUCGGCUGUCAACAUUGAAUUCAUUGACCUGUCCUACUCUGUGCGGGAAGGCUCCUGGUGGAGGAAGAGAGGGUACAAGACUCUCCUCAAAUGCCUGUCAGGGAAGUUCUGCCAGCGGGAGCUCAUUGGGAUCAUGGGGCCUUCAGGUGCCGGGAAGUCCACACUCAUGAACAUCCUGGCUGGCUACAGGGAGACUGGCAUGAAGGGGCAGAUCCUGGUGAACGGCCGGCCACGGGACCUGCGUACCUUCCGCAAGAUGUCCUGCUACAUCAUGCAGGAUGACAUGCUCCUGCCACACCUCACUGUGCUGGAGGCUAUGAUGGUCUCUGCUAACCUGAAGCUGAGCGAGAAGCAGGAGGUGAAGAAGGAGCUGGUAAAUGAGAUCCUGACGGCCCUGGGGCUGCUGGAGUGCUCCUACACCCGCACCAUCUCGCUGUCGGGGGGCCAGCGCAAACGCCUUGCAAUCGCCCUGGAACUGGUGAACAACCCUCCAGUCAUGUUCUUCGAUGAGCCCACAAGUGGUCUGGACAGUGCCUCCUGCUUCCAAGUGGUUUCCCUGAUGCGGUCUCUGGCUCAGGGUGGGCGCACCAUCAUCUGCACCAUCCACCAGCCCAGCGCCAAGCUCUUUGAGAUGUUCGACAAGCUGUACAUCCUGAGCCAGGGCCAGUGCAUCUUCAAAGGUGUCGUGACCAACCUCAUCCCCUACCUGAAGGGUCUUGGCCUCCACUGCCCCACAUACCACAACCCGGCUGAUUUCAUUAUUGAGGUGGCCUCAGGAGAGUAUGGGGACCUCAACCCUGUCCUGUUCCGCGCUGUCCAGAAUGGCAUGUGCACCAUGGCUGAGAAGAAGAGCAGCCCCGACAAGUCAGAUCCAUCAUGCCCAACACACUGUGUGACGGACACGGACCACAUCGAAAGUCACACUUUUGCCACCAGCACUUCAACGCAGUUCUGCAUCCUCUUCAAGAGAACCUUUGUCUGCAUCCUAAGGGACACGGUGCUGACCCACCUGCGGUUCAUGUCCCACAUCUGCAUCGGGGUGCUGAUUGGGCUGCUCUACCUGCACAUUGGCAACGAUGCGGGCAAAGUCUUCAACAACACUGGCUUUCUCUUCUUCUCCAUGCUCUUCCUCAUGUUUGCUGCGCUGAUGCCCACCAUCCUCACCUUCCCCCAGGAGAUGUCUGUAUUCCUGCGGGAGCACUUGAACUACUGGUACAGCCUGAAAGCCUAUUAUCUGGCAAAGACCAUGGCGGAUGUCCCCUUCCAGGUGAUCUGCCCCAUCGCGUACUGCAGCAUCGUGUACUGGAUGACGGGCCAGCCACCCGAAGCCACGCGUUUCCUCCUCUUCUCUGCCCUGGCCACCGCCACAGCCCUGGUGGCCCAGUCCCUCGGGCUUCUCAUUGGAGCUGCUUCCACUUCUCUACAGGUGGCCACCUUUGUGGGUCCUGUCACUGCCAUCCCCGUCCUGCUCUUCUCGGGCUUCUUCGUCAGCUUCAAGACCAUCCCCACCUACCUGCAGUGGAGCUCCUAUGUCUCCUAUGUCAGGUAUGGCUUUGAGGGCGUCAUUCUCACCAUCUAUGCCAUGGAGCGUGAGGACCUGGAGUGCCUCGAGGAAUUUUGCCCUUUCCAAAAACCCAUCAAGAUCCUGCAGGAGCUGGAUGUGGAGGAGGCCAAGCUGUACCUGGACUUCAUCAUCCUGGGCAUUUUCUUUGUCAUCCUGCGGCUCCUGGCUUACCUGGUCCUCAGGUACAAAGUCAAGUCAGAGAGAUAAAGGGGCUGUGGGGCCCCGGUGCCAUUCCCGGGCCUGGCCUGCUGCGAGAGACAGUUCCAUAGAUGGACACAGCGCUCCUAGCAGGUCAUGGACCGCAGCAGAGGUGUCAGUAGGUGCCAGCCAGGUCUGGCUCAGUCGAGAAGGGUUUUGAGACAUCUCAGAACUGUUUUAACCUUUCCACACACUCUUCAUUGCAAAAGUUUUGUACAGCCCUGGCAUGUGCCACCCUCUCCCCCAGGACUGCCGAACCCCAUGGAACUCGGACUCCCCCUUGUCGCCCCUGCCCGGCACUGUCCUUCUCCACCAAACGCAUUGGGACACCAAGGACAGUCCUGCAGAGGUGGCUGUCUGCCGAGCAAGGCCAAGAGGAGCCGGCUGCUCCAGGCAGGAGGGGAGCAGUGCUGUGGAGCUGCCUGAUCCUGGGGCUGAAGCCAGCAGGAGACACCUGCAGAGCACGGAUCGGUAGCGCAGCACAUAGCCCUGUUGCUCACCCUGGCCAGCAGCGUGUGUCAGUGCUAAGAAGAGCCCAAAGAUGCAAUACGUCAAGUUGCACGAGGCUUUAGUGUUUCCUGUUGCUGUAGCCACAGAAAUUGCUGCAACACCUUUUUCUUUCUGCAUAAAUAUCCAGCUCUCCCCCCUUCCCCAUCCCCCCCUUUUUUUUUUCUUUUUUUCUUUUCUUUCUUUUUUUCAUAAACCCCACUGCUUCCCAGUCUGCAUGGAGGGGAAAGGGAGCCAGGAGGCAGAGGAGGACUUGGAGCUCUGUUUCAGACUUCUGCUCAGAUGCCAUCCUCAGAGAUGGGAUCUCCAGAUCUGGGGAUGUGGCAGGAUCUGUGGGAAUGGGACAGUAUUCUCAGACUUUAGGGAGUCUCACAUUCAGUCCCUGUUAUUUUUGGAGUCUGAGCCAAGAGGAUAAAAUCAACCAACAUGGGGGAAAAGUGACCAGUCCCUUCAAGUGCUGCACAGAGUGGGGACAAUUUCUGUUCCCACACCCUGCCAGCGCCAGGCGGGUGAAAAGCUGGGCUGCGCUCAGCCUGGCCAUCGCUGGAGCCUCUGCUGCAGGAGAAGAAUUGGCCCUGAGCCCUUCCCUUGCUCCACCUUGCUCCUCACUCCUCUUCCCCCGGCACAACUGUGGCUAUCUCAGCAGAACAGGGAGGACGAGCCUCACUCAGCACUGGCUGUGCAAGGAGGGGAUGCCAGCCCCAGGGAUGGCCAGCCUCACCACAGUGCAAACCUCCCAUGGUAACGCUGUGCCGAAGGGGGUCCUGGCAGUGCCAGAACUGGAAAGCAGGUGAGAUCUUGGAGCGAUUUGCUUGCACUGGGCUAUUCUGACACUGGGAAGGGCUUUGCACUUUAUGACUGGUAUCAGGAAGAGGUCUCUUCUGACAAGUGUCUCUGGUGAUUCCUCUGAAGUCACCUGCCUCUCCACAUCCCUUGCAGAGGGAAGGCAUUUUGGCACCUCGGUGGCUCUCCAAAAGAACAGAGCUGAGACCAGAGCUGGUGGGGCGUCUGCACACACUGCUGUGUUGGGAGCACAGCACGUUGUGAAGCCGCAUAGCACAGGCCUUGUCUCUGUGGAUGUGCUGGCACUGGUGUCUCCCGGCUGUGCUGGUCACCCAUGCACAUGGGAACCUACUGCUUUUUAGUGACCAUGGCCAUGAGAGAAGGCAGCUCUGCCCCGUCCUGGCGUGCUGGGCCCUGGUUCAAGUGCAGUCUGCGAGAUGAUGCUGCCAGCACUCUCUGGGCAGCAGGGGAUUGCAGGGCAAAUGCCAGAUUUCAGCAUAAUCCUUGAGACUGUUCUUUGCUUUUACUGGCUCGUGUUGGGACUGCUCUGCACAGCAGGGUC
Molecule: messenger RNA, 3772 nt
Organism: Calidris pugnax (ruff)
Lineage: Eukaryota; Metazoa; Chordata; Aves; Charadriiformes; Scolopacidae
Gene: ABCG4
Product: ATP binding cassette subfamily G member 4
Exons: 14
Coding region: 1-1929 (642 amino acids)
Cellular component (GO): plasma membrane
Molecular function (GO): ABC-type transporter activity; ATP hydrolysis activity; ATP binding
Source: RefSeq, a predicted model, not a curated record